AUGGGGUUUUUCUCUGCCAGGCGGGCCGACGAUCUUCAUUCUGCUGCCCAAGAUGACCCUUCAGUUGUCCGCGUCAUACGCUCUAGAUUUUAUGGCAAGGCGAAAGGCAAGGAGCGCGAGGUAGCAUCCGCCCCUGUCACCCCCAUCGCUACCCCCUACACCUCUCCAUCCCUCGCCGUCUCGACAGUCUCCUUCUCCUCCAAGGCUGCAGACAAGCGCGCCGUUGUAGGCUCGAUCCGUGGCCCCCGGGCGAGCACUUCCACAACCAGGAAUUGGGCUGGCUCCUCUGCUACUUCCCCACGGCGCAACGGCAAUGCCAGUGACAUGCCCGUCUCUCGCGCUUCGACUGACUUCAUGACGGUAACACUCGCUCAACGACUAAACGAACUUGCGACGGCCAACUCGGAGGGUUUGCUCAGCGACGAUGAAUAUCGUCUUCUCCGUCAAAGUCUCUUCGAACGAUUUGCUAGCGGCUCGGCCGUACCCACGGAGGCCCCUUUGGUACCCCUGUCCAACCUAUCGCUGACCACUGUUGAAUCGCGAACUUCAUUAACAAAUGGACGUCGUACCUCUUCUCAUCUGCAUGGACAAUCAUCCGGAUCCGUCCGCUCUCCUUCAACGUCUUCGAAAAGGUCCUUUACUUCUACGGUCACUGGGCUCCUCCGCCGCGCCACGAGUCGUCGGAUCGUUUCUUUACCUCCCGAACCUCAUGGGAGCGACACUAUGAGUGUUUACUCCAUGGCGUCGUCUCCGCCGGAGCGUCUCACGCUACCUCGCAAUCUAUCAAAGCAGACGAGUGAGAUGUCCUUGCGUACAGAGACGCCCUCGGCCCGAAUAUCCCAGACCUACUCCCGUAGAACGGUGAUCGGGGGUCACACUUUCAGCGCGACAGACCCAGGGCCGUCCCGCGCGAGGACACGUUCUGGCAGCCGGGCAGCCCCGCCCUCUUCCUUCCCCGGCUCGCCCCUCAAAGGGGUCGAGUCAACAUAUACCCACAUUAGCGCAAACGAUAUACCCGAUGACGACCAGGUUGAGUCCGUCCAAGAUAUCCGACACCAAAUAGAACUUGUGGAAGCCGAAGGCCGGCGUUUACUCGACGCGUUCAACGGCCUAGAGCUCUCCACGCUGACACGUCAGCGACAAUUUAAACCUCCCAUUAUACCCCCACUGCCCUCGCACGGCCCCCUCGGCGACGGCAGUUGGCCCUCAGGGAGCCUGCGCCCCGGAAAGGACAUGGACGCGCUCUCCUUCAAGUCGAGCGGAUCCGCGCGCACCGCACGGUCACUCAGGCGCACCCCUUCACAAGGCACCAAGAUGCGCACGGUCACGUCCGCAUCCGCCCUCUCGACCUCCGGGGCCGCGCUCGACCGCAAGACGUCGAUGUCCUCCGUCUCGUCCCGGGGCAGGACAGCAGGCCCCCCGCUCCCCACCGUCGCUGGGCACCUCGGCUUCGCGAGCAGCUCGAGUGUCAACCUCGUCCGGAGCACAGGCCAUCUGCCGCUCGAGACCGUCGAGGAGGCCGAAGGCGGCGGCCGACACCGCCCGAAGCUCAGCACGAGCCGCAGCGGGAGCAUGCGCCGCGACGAGUGGGCGGACUCAGGUAUUGGGAGCCCUAUCUCUCCCUCUUCGCGGUCGGAGGUCGGCUCGACGGGUUCGGGGAGCAAGCGUGGACAUGGAGCGGCAGCCGCUGCUGCCGCGAUCGAUGACGACGAGCUGAUGAGCAUGGAGACCGAGCUAGCGGACAUCAGAAGGCGGCGCGCGCAAGUGACGGGGAGGUAUGAGGCGCGACUGGAGUACCUUCGUGCGCGAUUGAAGGGAGCGGAGCUACGGGAGAAGAUUUUGCGGAAGUGAGCAGCCAGGCUGCAUGGGGGUGGUGCAGUGGCCGAAGUGUGCCACGGAGGUGCUGCUGGUGGCGUCUUGCAUUAUAUACGGAAUUGCUGUCAGAUAUAUCUCGCAUCGGCACGUCAGAAUCUUGCUGUCCUCUCCUUUUAGCAAUCGCUUACUACCUUCACGAGCUCGCUCAUGUCAACACACCGAGAACGAUACCUAUUAGUACACCUAAACUAAUGUCAUGUAAUCUACUAGCCUACAUAACCUGAGCAGUCUAAU
Messenger RNA from Dichomitus squalens LYAD-421 SS1, 2109 nucleotides. RefSeq lists its product as uncharacterized. NCBI's taxonomy places the organism in Eukaryota, Fungi, Basidiomycota, Agaricomycetes, Polyporales, Polyporaceae. The transcript is spliced from 5 exons. Bases 1 to 1851 code for a protein of 616 amino acids. The record is from RefSeq and is a predicted model, not a curated record.